UUUACAACAACAAAAAUGGCAGCGCCCUUACUUCAGCAGCUUCCAGAAAAAUUAAGCCAUAAGCAGCGGAGAGCCUUCAUUAAGAAAGAGAGGAGGAGGAAGAAACGUCAGCUCAUUGCUAAGUUGAGAGAAGCAGAAGAAUUAAAAUCAGAAGAGCAAUCCGACUUUCUUCAAGAGGAAGAAGUAGCAGUGAAUGAAACAGAAGAAGCACAACUUGAGGCAGAAAGACAGAGAUUGCAUCAAGAGUGGCUGGAAAGAGAAGAGAAGGCCAAGGAAGAGUUCAUUUUGAAGAAGGAGAGAGAAGAAUGUGCACGAAGGCGGCAGGAAGAGGAAGAGAAGCGAAUCAGAGAAGAAUGGGAGGAACAACAAAGGAAAGAGCAGGCUGUGGAAGAUCAGAAGCAACAGGAGAAGCGAGAGCGAGAGGAGGCUGUGCAGAAGAUGCUGGAUCAAGCUGAAAACCAAUUAGGAAAUGGUGGUGUGUGGCAUAAUCCUGAGGCUCCAGUGGAUUAUGGAACAGAAAAAGAUAAAGCCAAUUGUCCCUUCUAUCUUAAAACAGGAGCAUGUCGGUUUGGUGAAAGGUGCUCUCGUAGACAUUCGUAUCCAUCUAUUAGUCAGACACUCCUUAUCCGAAAUAUGUUUGUUACUUUUGGAAUGGAGCAAUGCAAAAGGGAUGAUUAUGAUACAGAUGCAAGCUUGGAGUAUAGUGAUGAAGAAACCUACCAGCAGUUUAUUGAGUUCUAUGAAGAUGUGCUUCCCGAAUUUAAAAGUGCUGGAAAAGUUGUACAGUUUAAAGUUAGUUGCAACUUUGAACCUCACUUGAGAGGAAAUGUCUAUGUCCAAUAUCAAACGGAGGAGCAGUGUCAAGCAGCAUUUUCUCUCUUUAAUGGUCGCUGGUAUGCUGGAAAGCAGCUUCAUUGUGAAUUUUCCCCAGUAACACGAUGGAAAACUGCAAUAUGUGGUUUGUUUGAAAGACAGAAGUGUCCUAGAGGCAAGCAUUGUAAUUUUCUUCACGUAUUUAAAAAUCUGACAAAUGAAUUCUGGGAAGCAGACAGAGAUAUACGUGCAUCACCUGAGAGAAGUGUCCGUCAGCUUUCUGUAAGAAGCUCUGAAAGAAGGGAGAGACUGCACCACCAUGACUUCUACAACUGGUCGAGGAGGAGACGUAGUCCUAUCUCAUACGGAUCAUACAGAAGGAAUGGCGAAUCAGAAAGGAAAAGAAGAAGUGGUAGAAGCAGAGAAAGAAGACGAUAUCACCGAUCAAGAAGUCCUGAAAAGAGGCGGUCAAGGAGCAGAGGAAGAAGUAGAGAGAGAGCUAAAAGUCGCACUAAGUCAAGGUCAAGGAGCAGAGGUAGGAAACGGUCUCGCAGCAGAGGAAGAAGCAGAGACAACUCUCCAGUCAGAAGCAGCAGAAGGAGAAGGGCAAAAAGUAGUAGUAGUAAGUCACGAUCAAGAAGUUUCAGCAAGGGAAGGCGAUCUCAUAGCAGAGGAAGAAAUAGGGAAAGGUCAUCAAGUUGUGACGCACGAAAAUCCAAGAGCUGCAGCAGAGAAAGGACAGAAAGUUCAAGCAGCGAGUACUCGAGAAGCCUAAGUCCUAGUCCAGACAAUCAGAAUGCUAAAAAGAAAUUUAGCCAUGAAAAAGAAAGAAGCCAUUUGGAUAAUGCAUCUAAUGACUGUAAUGACAAAAAACCUAAUACCAACUCACUUGGAAAUUCUGCCCAGGACAUUUCACAAGAGAAAAUAGUAAAUGAAAAUUCUAUCCAAGACAUUUCACAUAAGAAAGAGGAAAAAGGAGAGGGAGAAUGAAGUCAUGGAAAUCCCUUAUGCUAUUUCAUUUGAAGAUAGCCAAGUAAAACCUGGCAACAGUAUGGUGUUAAGGAAAAAAAACUGGAAAGAGCACAUUGAGUUUUUUUCAUGUCCAUUCAAACCAUGCCAAGCUGGUUUUGUUUUUUAGUGAGAAAAUGAGGAGCGUCUUCUGCUGAAAAGUAGUAUUCAAGUGUGAGGCAGGUUUUAAGAAGGUCAAGACUAAUUUGUCUCAUGUUAAAAAAGGAAAAAGUAUAUAUUUAGUCAUAGUUGUAAAGACCACCAAAACUAUACUUGGGUAAUGCAUAGUAUGACCGUUAUCUUUUUAAAUGGUGUUGCAUCAUUUACUAUCAUCAGAUGCUAGUAGUUUAAACAGAAUAAGUUUCUUACAGUUUCAAGCUUGGAGAAUAUAUUCGUUACGUACAUACACCCACAAACAUAUGUGCAGUGACAUACAUAUACAUGCACAUGUGUGUAUAUGUUUGUGUAUGUGUGUGUGUGUACAGACUUGAAUAAUACUUUUUCAGCAGAUGGCACUCCAUUAAUCAUUUUCUCAUAUAUAUUUAUUUCUGUGUAUAUGUAUGUGUGUGUAUA
Molecule: messenger RNA, 2394 nt
Organism: Protopterus annectens (West African lungfish)
Lineage: Eukaryota; Metazoa; Chordata; Ceratodontiformes; Protopteridae
Gene: ZRSR2
Product: zinc finger CCCH-type, RNA binding motif and serine/arginine rich 2
Exons: 10
Coding region: 16-1803 (595 amino acids)
Biological process (GO): mRNA splicing, via spliceosome
Cellular component (GO): spliceosomal complex; U2AF complex
Molecular function (GO): metal ion binding; pre-mRNA 3'-splice site binding
Source: RefSeq, a predicted model, not a curated record